UAUUUUGAAGGCAGAAGACAACAACAGUCCUGUGAUUGUGUGUAACUAUCGUUAGCCAUCUUAGAGCGCUCUCUUUCCGUGGCCUACCUAACGUGAGGCGUUUCUCUCUUCACAUCGCCACCGUGCUGGAUUAAAGAUCUUGUCAUCUUCAGCGAAGCAAGUCAGAAAGCUGCAACACAGAAGAGUCAAUUAUAGGAGAGAAGUUUCCUCUGAUGGCAUCCAGACUGUUGGAGAGGAUAAACAUGAUGUGCUGCUAGUGACUCAGAGAACAACAUGGACAGACAAUAACAAAUCAUCACGCUAGGGGUGCAGUCUUGGUUCGUUAUGACAAGUGGCUGUGUGGAAGAUGUCCACCCUUUCUACGACUAAUAUCACUGAUGUUGGUCAUGGGGACUCUCUCUGCUGUGCCAGUGAAGAGGGGCCUUCAGCAGCGACAGCAGAAGUGAAACAGGAGAUUGUCAGUCAGACGGCCUCAUACGGCACCUCACACAAUGAGCUGAACGAACCGCUGCUCAUGGAGCCCGGCGACAUCAAGAUGUACCCCACAGAGGACACACCUGCACCAGAGGGUCACCCAGUCAAGAGAAAGAAAGGCCCUGCUCCCAAGAUGUUGGGGAAUGAGGUGUGUAGCGUAUGUGGAGACAAAGCUUCUGGCUUUCAUUACAAUGUGCUGAGCUGUGAGGGCUGUAAAGGUUUCUUCAGACGCAGCGUCAUCAAAGGAGCGCAAUACACCUGCAAAAAUUCGGGCCGCUGCGAGAUGGACAUGUACAUGCGCCGCAAGUGUCAGCAGUGCCGUCUGCGCAAGUGCAGGGAGGCCGGCAUGCUGGAGCAAUGUGUGCUCUCAGAAGAGCAGAUCCGACUAAAAAAGAUGAAAAAACAGGAAGAGGAGACAGCACGUACCUCUGCAGUCCCAACACCCAGCCCUGCUCCUGAGAUGCCCCCUCUGGCUCCUGAACAGCAGGAGAUGAUCGAAAAACUGGUGUCCAUGCAGAAACAGUGCAACAAACGCUCUUUUCUCGACCGGCCCAGAGUUACUCCUUGGCCACAGAGUCAGGACCCACUUAACCGAGAGGUUCGACAGCAGCGGUUUGCUCAUUUCACUGAGCUGGCCAUCAUGUCUGUGCAGGAGAUUGUAGACUUUGCUAAACAGCUGCCUGGCUUCCUGGAGCUCACCCGAGAGGACCAGAUCGCCCUGCUGAAGACCUCCACUAUAGAGAUCAUGCUGCUAGAGACUUCCAGACGUUAUAACCCAGCGAUAGAGAGCAUCACCUUUCUCAAAGACUUCAGUUAUAAUAAGGAAGAUUUUGCCAAAGCAGGGCUGCAAUUUGAGUUCAUCAACCCCAUCUUUGAGUUUUCAAAAGGCAUGAAUGACCUCCACCUGGAUGAGGCGGAGUACGCUUUGCUCAUCGCUAUCAACAUUUUCUCAGCAGACCGACCGAACGUGCAGGAUCAUGAGUUAGUGGAAAGACUACAGCAGCCAUAUGUGGACGCUCUCCACUCUUACAUCCGAAUAAAACGACCCAACGAUCAUCUGAUGUUUCCCCGGAUGCUGAUGAAGCUGGUCAGCCUGCGCACACUGAGCAGCGUCCACUCAGAGCAAGUCUUCGCUCUGCGCCUCCAAGACAAGAAACUCCCACCUCUGCUUUCUGAAAUUUGGGAUGUCCACGAGUGAGCCGGGCGCUCACAGACAGAAGGACAGAAUGAGCCAGAGUCAGGGAAACAUGGGUGGGCAGGGGUCCUCACAGACAGAACACAGGGUCAGGAUGUCCUAAAGGGCUGAAACAUCUCCCACUGUCAUCAUUCUCUUCCUUGACUUCUAUACUUUGGACUCAGUGGUCAGUGAGCUGCUUCCUUUGAAUGUGCUAUUGCUAGACUGUAUGGCCAGAAGUAGCUCAAGAACCGUUCAGAACAGAUAAUGGUUAUUAGACCAUACUCAAUAGAUUCAGAGACUUACUUGCUAGAGUGAGCAGCCACAGUGUGGUCAUGAUUUUUUUAGUUGUUGUUCUUGUUUAUACCUAAUGUUUCUGGUACCAAAAGCUUUGAGCAGGUUUUGGCAAUGGUUUCUACUUUCUAAUUAACAGAAAAGGUUGUCUUGAAGGUUCUUCAUUACAGAAAUGUAGUUUAUUUACAGUGUUUGUGUAAUUCCACUCUAGGUGAUUGGUUGAUGGCUAAUGCCCAUUUGAUUUUUUUUUUCUAACAUGCUUGGAUCAUGCAUAGCAGUGAGUAACAGUCUUCUGUUAGUACGGACUCAUUUGCUCAUUUUUAUUUCAUUAUGUUUGACAUGCAUUUAGUCUUUAAUUUUAUUCAAAUGCAAUCUUCUGUUAACACCCAUGUUACACUGAUCCAGCAUAUCAUAAAAUGCUCAAGCAAUUCUGUUUUCUGCUGGUUGGAAUAUUCAGAAGAAGAACUGACAAAUCAAAUUGCCUGAAAGUA
Molecule: messenger RNA, 2433 nt
Organism: Carassius carassius (crucian carp)
Lineage: Eukaryota; Metazoa; Chordata; Actinopteri; Cypriniformes; Cyprinidae
Gene: nr1h3
Product: nuclear receptor subfamily 1, group H, member 3
Exons: 11
Coding region: 347-1672 (441 amino acids)
Biological process (GO): lipid metabolic process; cell differentiation; negative regulation of transcription by RNA polymerase II
Molecular function (GO): nuclear receptor activity; RNA polymerase II cis-regulatory region sequence-specific DNA binding; zinc ion binding
Source: RefSeq, a predicted model, not a curated record